Ailuropoda melanoleuca (giant panda) is the source of this 6933-nucleotide messenger RNA. It is a transcript of the gene ARHGEF4, whose product is annotated as Rho guanine nucleotide exchange factor 4. Lineage: Eukaryota; Metazoa; Chordata; Mammalia; Carnivora; Ursidae. Gene Ontology annotation, biological process: intracellular signal transduction. Bases 73 to 5928 code for a protein of 1951 amino acids. Gene Ontology annotation, molecular function: protein binding; guanyl-nucleotide exchange factor activity. The record is from RefSeq and is a predicted model, not a curated record. The transcript has 14 exons.
GGCCCUCGGUCCUGCCGGCUGGCUCCGGCGCCCCGGCUUUGCGGGCCUUGGCGCGGCGCCCCCAGGGCCACCAUGCUUAGCAUCGUGCACUUCCUCCGGAGCUUCUUCAAGACUCCAGAGCCAGGUGCACACCUGCCAGGUAAAGACAAGAUUGAAGAUAAAGAGCUCCCCACUUCUCCUGCAGAACCAGAGGAACAGGGAUGGUGCCAGGAAACAGACCACAAUGAUUUUGAGACACUGUCCCACCAGAGCGAAAGUCAUUCAGACACAAAAACCGACCCCUUUGAAAGUGCCUCUGAUGCAGAGUCCCUGCCUGGUGACCUCACGGGGGGAAUCUGCCUUCCUCUAAGUGGUACGUCUGGGGACAGAGAAGGACAAUGGGGAUGCCCUGACAUCCCAGCAACCAGAACGCCUCACGAGCAGCAUUCAACUCGUGUCCCUGGGCUUGACCCAAAGGAGAACCUAGACUUGUCCCUUGACCUCAAGGAGGAGUCUUACAAAAGUGGGUUUCAAGCCUUUGCUGCAGUUGCUGAAGAGGAGAAGACAGAACACCCCCAGGACAAUGGCGUGGCCAGCCUGGAGCUCGAGCGUUUGCCGGCAGGGUCUCACCACAUAGACGGCUGCUCACGGGGUACCACAGGCAGCUACACUCUCCAGCCAGCAAAGGUGGUGACUGCACAAGACCUCAGGGGAUUCUCUAUUUUUUCUCUUCAGAAGUCCAGGUCUGAGAGUUGUCUGGGCAUCCCAGUGGUCUGGCCCUUCCUUCUCUGGUGCUGUGAACUGCGCCAGAGCUGGCCACACAUCCACAACACGGCCAGGGGAUCAGGGCUGCCUUAUAGAGGUCCACUGCACAACACAGCUCCUCUGGGAGCCAGGACAAAGAAGGGAAGUACCUUAGGCCCUGAAGAGAACACAGACUUGCUCUGUGCCCGGCCCUGCUCUGGUGCCCCUUGUCAGCUUCCUUUGGGGACAUCUUGCCUCACGUAUGCCAAGCUUCACCGGAGUGCCCCAGAAAACGUUAAUGACAAGGACAGGACACCUCGAGAGCACUACUGUGAGCACAUGAGGACACUGACUAGGGCCCAUUCCAGAGCAGUGUUUCCCUUAAGACACCCUGAGAACCCUCCAGGACACAACUUUGUGAAAUCUGGGACUCAUUCGAAGGAAGGGGCCAAAGCAGAACAAGAUCCAAGAACACAAAACCCUCUUCACCCAGUUCCCACCCAACUGUCUCCUUUGCCUUCUGCUUCACAAAGGAGGGCCCCUUACUUGCAGGACCAGUAUAAUCUCAGGGCUCCUAGCUGGAAAGGGGCCUUUCAGGACGCACCCUGUGAAUAUCUCUGGCUGGAAAACCAGUUGGGACAGGAUUCUAGAUCCUGCCCAGUCUCUUCAUCCCUUACUGCAGAGUCUGUGAGCCUUAGCACGGAGGAAGUGCCAGUGCCCACAGAGUGCAAGUCAGAACACAGCCCAGAAAGCCUACAAGAGGAACCCCAAGGCACUGGCCCUGCACCAAACAAUGCUGAUGUGAAUGACAGACAAAAGCACCUUCAGGACAUUUCUGUUGAGGCAGGAAACCAAACCAGUAAUUACAGAUCAAAGUACAUUCUCAGUGAGAAAAGAAAGCCCCCUGUUAGAGCCAAAUUCCCACAUCAUUCUAGCAAUAGCAGGUCACAGGUGAGGAACAGAGACUGGAUGGGUUGCUGUGAAGGGGGUGAUUGUUCAGUCGCUCCAGAGACCACCCUGAAAUCAAGUGCAACACACACUUCAAAGGAAGUGGAAGACGUGAUGGUUCUAGACCCCAACUGCACCAAAAGUGCCUUGCAGGAAUUUUCGGAAACCACAGCAGCCACCGUGUCUCAUUGCAGUGGUGGGGAUGAGUGUGACCAGGGGCUGGAGAGUGGUGCACAGUCUUCUCCUGAGGGCCUGAACCUAGAGCCCGAAAUAGACACCUCUAGGGGCAGGUGCACACUCAUCAUUAUAGCUGUUGAGCAGAAAGGUCGGCAGGCCACCAGGAGGAAGGCGGCUCCUCUUCCAGAAACACAGUCUGAAUUUCUGGAGAAAAGACCACGAUCUCCCUGCAGUGCUGGAGCGACCCCCUGUGAAUCUCCCAGGGCUGGGAAACCACAGACUUGUGGCAAUGAGUGUGAGCUGCCCAUAGCCAGCAGACUGGGAGGUGAGGAUAGGACUCUUUGGCAGGGGGCCCAAGCCUCAGAACUUGGGGUAGUUCUGCUCCCCCAAGCUGCCUCCCAAGAGAGGCCCCUGGGCAAAGAGACUUGUUCCCAGGAGCCCGCCCAGGGCAGGGUGAGUACAGGGGAUGCUACAGAAACAAAACCGCCUGGGGCAGACAGGGAGCACGCUGCUAGGGUGCCCAGCCCUGGCCCUGAAGACAGACACAGGGCCCAGGGCCUUCGCCUCAUGGGGAGCCGAAGAGCACAGAGCCCCGAGGCCAGGAGAGGAGCUGGGGAAGCAGAGGCGGAGAAGGGUUCCAGCGCCCCUGCCUCUGCCAGCACCCAAGCUCUCCCACCGCCGGGCCCAAUCCGCCGCUCCUGCAAGGCCUCACAGAAGUCUGGGAAGCACCUGAUGUUUCCCAAGGUGACCUCCCUCAGGAACAGCAGGCCCUCGGUUGCCAAGACCCCAGGAAGGGAUGCCCAUGCGCAGGGCCCCGGGCAUCUGCAGCCCACUGGCUCCACUGUAGCCAGUGCUCCUGCCCGGACCGUGGGUUCUUCGGACCUUGAAGAGCUGCGUGCAGACACUGGGGGCCCUGCGACCUGCUGGCAGAGCCCAGUGGGCCGGGAUGUGCCUCCUACACACCAGGUGGGCCCCAGUGCCUCUUGGAAGGCCACCCCCCAGGGCGCAGGGGGCGGGGCUGCAGGGCUGAGAGAAGGGGACCUCAGGAGCAGAACACUGUCCUCAGAACGCUGUGACUCUAAGAGACUAAAAACUCCAGAGAAAAGGCUCAGGGCAAGGUUGGCCUUAGCUCAUAAGACCUUUGCAAACUUCUUUGAGUCAAAAGUUUUAGAAAAAGAGAACACGGAUGAAUGUUCUCCAGUUUCUCUCAAGGGCGGGAAGGAGAAGAGCAGGCCCCGGCAGAGUUCCUGGCGUGCACUUCUGAAAGGCAAAGAUGCAGAAGGCCCCAAAAGGCCCACCUUAGUGAAUCUGGCUCCAGGACGGGAAAUCUUGAAGCCCCUCAGACCUUCUCCACCAAGGACCAACAGUCACUGUAAGGAGCAGGUAGAAGACAAGGAAAGCUGUGUUUUUGGAGGUCACUGGUCACCUCCACAUUCCCCCACACCUUUGUCAUCCAGCAAUUUGGUCUCUCCAGAUAACAGGAGAAAAAGUGAGCCAACCAUUAAAUGCACAAGCCCCCAGGAAAGUGGUAGGUACCUAACUUCAGGUAUCUUUCCUGAAAAGUCCUGGCUGAUGUCACCCACCAGCCCUCGUGCCCAGCAGGCUGGGAUGAGCUACACACUUCCUUCCAGUUCUGUCUGUUGCUUGGCAUAUGGUAGCCAAGGCGUGCCCUGCAAACCCAUGGGUCCCAAGCCCCGGAGCCCCAGGCCUGGUGUUCAUCGGGCAGAUUUCUACUACCCUGGCAGGAGCAGUGCCAUCUCCAUGGUUUCUCUUGGAAGCUACAUUGAUGUGGAUAACAGCUCAGAGGUUUCUGAAAGAUCCAAGACCCCCAAGGCCCGGGCAAGCCUCCUACUUUCUCUGCAGACACUAGACCAGGAUGACCAGAAGGAAGAGAGUGGGAAAAGAGGCUGGCAUCACCAUGGCCUGAGCAUAACACCUUCACUCAGGGACCUUCCUGGGAGUGAGAACCAUAUGCGGUGGGAAGAACACCAAGGCAAGAAGCCCAGUUGCUCCCACCGUCAGAAAGCUUUUCACAUUGAGCCAGUUCAGAGGCCAUUCUCUACCACUGAGAGGGUGGCAUGGACCCUCCCCUCCAUCUUCACAGAGGAUGUCCCCCAGGAGACUCCUUCACAACCCAGGAGCAUCAUUCCUUGGCACCCACGCAUGAGUUUAGAUGACCUGUGGCUGGAGAAGAUGCGGAGAAGGAGGUUGAAGAAGCAGGUCCAAGUUGAAAGGAAGAUGCACAAAGGGAUAGCACGUAAAGAUGGAAUCCAAUGUUGGAGGAAGAUGACUGUUACCUCUCCAGAGUCUUUGAGUCUCUAUAGAAGAAGCCAUCCGUUCUCCCAGAGUGACCCAACAGGACUGAACUGCAUGGGCCGGCCAGAGUACAUACCUGACACUGCUCCUCUUUGCCAGCUGGUGUCUCUCCUUCCAGCUAUCCCUGAUGGACUUCUGGACACAGCCAUCCGUGCUGAUGAGGCGGGGAGUGAGGAGGACCUGUACGAGGACAUGCACAGCUCCAGCCACCACUACAGCCACCCUGGAGGGGGUGGUGAGCAGCUGGCCAUCAAUGAGCUCAUCAGUGAUGGCAGUGUGGUGUGUGCAGAAGCACUCUGGGACCAUGUCACCAUGGAUGACCAGGAACUGGGCUUCAAAGCUGGGGAUGUCAUCGAAGUAAUGGAUGCCACCAACAGAGAGUGGUGGUGGGGUCGUGUUGCUGAUGGCGAGGGCUGGUUUCCAGCCAGCUUUGUGCGGCUGCGGGUGAACCAGGACGAGCCCGCCGACGAGGAAGCUUUGCGGGCGGGGGACGGCGGGGCCCAGGAUGGAGGGGCCGAGGCGCAGAGCAGCAAAGACCAGAUGCGGACCAACGUCAUCAACGAGAUCCUCAGCACCGAGCGGGACUACAUUAAGCACCUGCGCGACAUCUGCGAGGGCUACAUCAGGCAGUGUCGCAAGCGCGCCGACAUGUUCAGCGAAGAGCAGCUGCGCACCAUCUUUGGGAACAUCGAGGACAUCUACCGGUGCCAGAAGGCGUUUGUGAAGGCGCUGGAGCAGAGGUUCAACAGGGAGCGCCCCCACCUGAGCGAGCUGGGCGCCUGCUUCCUGGAGCACCAAGCGGACUUCCAGAUCUACUCAGAGUACUGCAACAACCACCCCAAUGCCUGUGUGGAGCUGUCCCGGCUCACCAAGCUCAGCAAGUACGUGUACUUCUUUGAGGCCUGCCGGCUGCUGCAGAAGAUGAUAGACAUCUCGCUGGACGGGUUCCUGCUGACACCGGUGCAGAAGAUCUGCAAGUACCCUCUGCAACUGGCCGAGCUGCUCAAGUACACACCCCCCCAGCACAGGGAUUUCAAGGAUGUGGAAGCAGCCUUACAUGCCAUGAAGAAUGUGGCCCGGCUCAUCAACGAACGGAAACGGAGGCUUGAAAACAUCGACAAGAUUGCUCAGUGGCAGAGCUCCAUAGAGGACUGGGAGGGGGAAGAUCUCCUGGUCAGGAGCUCAGAACUCAUCUACUCGGGGGAGCUGACUCGUGUUACACAGCCACAAGCCAAGAGCCAGCAGAGGAUGUUUUUUCUCUUUGACCACCAGCUCAUCUACUGCAAGAAGGACCUUCUCCGCCGGGAUGUGCUGUACUAUAAGGGCCGAGUGGAUAUGGAUGGACUGGAGGUGGUGGAUCUGGAGGAUGGAAAAGACAGAGACCUCCACGUGAGCGUCAAGAAUGCUUUCCGGCUGCUCUGUGGCACCACGGGAGAGAGUCACCUGCUGUGUGCCAGGAAGCCUGAGCAGAAACAGCGCUGGCUCAAGGCCUUCGCCAGGGAGAGGGAGCAGGUGCGGCUGGACCAGGAGACAGGCUUCUCUAUCACUGAGCUGCAGAGGAAGCAGGCCAUGCUGAACGCCAGCAAGCAGCAGGCCACUGGGAAGCCCAAAGCCCUCAGCCGGCCCUACUACCUGGCACGCCAGAAGCACCCGGCACUGCCCACCAGCCUGCCCCAGCAGCAGGUCUUGGUACUGGCAGAGCCCAAGCGGAAGCCGUCCACCUUCUGGCACAGCAUUAGCCGGCUGGCACCCUUCCGCAAAUGAGCCAGCUCGCCAUCCGACAGCACUGUCUGGACCUGCCCCACCAGUAGGCCUCCAGCUUUUUCUCCCCAAGGCCCACCGCAUGUGGCCUCCUCUGCCUGUCACGCACACUGAAGUUAUGGGCUGAGUGAGGGAGCUGCUUGGCACCCCAUUCAUGGAUUCUUCCCCACUGGUGCACUGAAGACACCAACUGGAGGGGCAGGGCCCACAGCGGUGAGCUCCCGCCACCCUCUGGACCUCUGUGGGGCCUCCUGGGAGCCACAGCUCAGAGCCACCGGCCAGGCCAAUAUGUAUGAGAAGACUGGCCGCUCUGAACCCUCUUCUCUGGACAUCUUAUCAUCCCUCCUCCUGUUUCCUCUGGGCAGACCAUCUGCCUUUAGCUCCUGCAAAGUUGGGCUCUGUGCCCCUCUGCCCUCCAAUUGUCCCUCAGGCCCCCAGUCCCCAGCUGGUGAUGCCAGGCAACUUGCGUCCCUGAAAGGUGGGAACCAGAAUUCUGUGCACAAAAAUGGCCCAGAGCCCACUCAUUUUUGCCUCCCAGCCCCUCUAGACACUCCUGGCUGCUGGACACCCUUCCUCACUUGUGAUGUGUUUGUUUAUAGUGGAAAGAAAACAAAACCAUAGUCACUGUAUACUUCUGUCAGGGUUUGUGACCAGUCCACGUGUAGCUGUGGGUUGACUCCAGAACCUGGUCCCGGUUUUUUUGUUUGGAUUGUGCUGCUUUUCUAACAGUGGGGAAAAAGAUUAGUGACACAGAAAGACUGCCUUACCCUAAGUGAGUGUGAGAAGCCAUAAGGACUAAAUUCUGUGGCCCAGCAUCCAGGACUGACCCAUCAACCCAGAGGCCGGUGGACAUGUGAGUUAGAGGGAAGCCCACGUCCUGCUGAGAAGGGUCCCCCAUGAGUACACCCAGGACCUGACUUGGUGUGGAACACUGAGCUGCCCCUCUGGCCCACGGGAAUUCAGCAGCAUGUACAGUCAGUCACUCUUGCACUAUACCUUCUCCAAGCC